AUGGCUCCCAAGACGGUGCUGAUCACCGGCUGCUCCUCGGGCAUCGGGCUGGCGCUGGCCGUGCGCCUGGCGAGGGACAAGCAGCGCCGCUUCCGAGUCAUCGCCACCAUGAGGAACACGGGCAGGAGCGGGGCGCUGGCGGCGGCGGCGGGGCCGGCGCUGGGCCGGACGCUGGAGAUCAAACAGCUGGAUGUGUGCGACGAGGGCUCCAUCCGCGCCUGCCUCGACAGCAUCCCCGGGCGCCACAUCGAUAUCCUGGUCAGCAAUGCCGGGGUGGGCAUGGCGGGACCCCUGGAGUGCCAGAGCCUGGCAGCCAUGCAGAGCCUCAUGGACACCAACUUCUUCGGCCUCGUGCGCCUGGUCAAGGAGGUGCUGCCCGACAUGAAGCGGCGCCGCGGGGGCCACAUUGUCGUCAUCAGCAGCAUCAUGGGCCUGCAGGGCAUCGUCUUCAAUGACAUCUACUCGGCCUCCAAGUUUGCGGUGGAAGGUUUCUGCGAGAGCCUGGUGGUGCAGGCGCUGCGCUUCAACGUGGCGAUCAGCCUGGUGGAGCCGGGGCCGGUGAUGACGGAAUUCGAGACGAAGUUGUACGAGGAAGCCGAACGUGCCGACUACUCACGGACCGACCCCGAGACGGCCGAAAUCUUCACCAAGCUCUACCUGAGGAACUCCAGGGAUGUCUUCACCAGCCUGGGCCAGACCCCCGAGGACAUUGCAGAGCACACCCUGCGGGUGAUCGAGGCUGCCCGGCCGCCGUUCCGGCACCAGACCAACGUGGCCUACACGCCGAUGGCCGCCCUCAAACACGCCGACCCCAGCGGCGCCCUCAUCACCGACGCCUUCUACCAGCUGGUGUUCAAGUACGACGCCGUGCUGCGCUUCGGCCUCCGCGCCAUCCGCCUGCUCCGCUGGAAGGCACAGAAGGUCAAGGCGGGCGCGAGGCUCCUGGGCUUCAAAUAA
This is a messenger RNA of Onychostruthus taczanowskii (white-rumped snowfinch), 957 nucleotides long. RefSeq names its product retinol dehydrogenase 8 (gene RDH8). Gene Ontology annotation, cellular component: cytoplasm. Gene Ontology annotation, molecular function: estradiol 17-beta-dehydrogenase [NAD(P)+] activity. The coding region runs from base 1 to 957 and encodes 318 amino acids. The record is from RefSeq and is a predicted model, not a curated record. Gene Ontology annotation, biological process: estrogen biosynthetic process. Lineage: Eukaryota; Metazoa; Chordata; Aves; Passeriformes; Passeridae. The transcript is spliced from 6 exons.